AUGUUGUCCGGCAUCCUCAUAUUCAAUCAGAAAGGCGAGAACCUCAUCUUCCGCGCCUUCCGCAAUGACUGCCGCCCGCGACUCGCCGACGUGUUCCGCAUUCAGGUCAUCAGCAACGCCCAGGUCCGCUCGCCCAUCCUGACCCUCGGCAGCACCACCUUCAGCCAUGUCAAGCAUGAGAACAUCUACCUGGUUGCCAUCACAAAGAGCAACGCCAAUGCCGCUCUCGUCUUCGAAUUCCUCUACCGCCUGAUCCAGCUGGGCCGCGGCUACUUUGGCAAGUUCGACGAGGAAGCCGUCAAGAACAACUUCGUCCUGGUCUAUGAGCUCCUGGAUGAGAUCAUCGACUUCGGCUAUCCCCAAAACACCGAGACCGACACGCUCAAGAUGUACAUCACGACCGAGGGCGUCAAGUCGGAGCGCGCCAUCGAGGACUCGGCCAAGAUCACGAUGCAGGCGACGGGCGCCCUGUCUUGGAGGAAGGCCGAUGUCAAAUACCGCAAGAACGAGGCGUUCGUGGACGUCAUCGAGGACGUGAACCUUCUCAUGAGCGCAACCGGCGCCGUGCUGCGCGCCGACGUCACUGGCCAGAUCAUCAUGCGCGCCUACCUCAGCGGCACCCCCGAGUGCAAGUUCGGCCUAAACGACCGCCUCCUGCUCGACAAUGACGGGCUGCUGAGCCUGCCCAGCGGCAACAAGAUGGGGAGCAAGGCGACCAAGGCGGCGGCCGGGAGCGUCACGCUCGAGGAUUGCCAGUUCCACCAGUGCGUCAAGCUCGGCAAGUUCGACAGCGACCGCAUCAUCAGCUUCAUCCCGCCCGACGGCGAGUUCGAGCUGAUGCGCUACCGCGCCACCGAAAACGUCAACCUGCCGUUCAAGGUCCACGCCAUCGUCAACGAGGUCGGCAAGACAAAGGUCGAGUACAGCAUCGGCGUGCGCGCAAACUUUGGCUCCAAGCUCUUCGCCACCAAUGUCGUCGUCCGCAUUCCCACGCCGCUCAAUACUGCUAGGAUCACGGAGCGUUGCACCCAGGGCAAAGCCAAGUACGAGCCGUCCGAGAACAACAUUGUCUGGAAGAUUGGCCGCUUCCCCGGCCAGAGCGAGUUCGUCCUGAGCGCAGAGGCCGAGUUGACCAGCAUGACCAACCAAAAAGCAUGGAGUCGGCCGCCCCUGAGUAUGAACUUUAGCCUGUUGAUGUUUACGAGCUCUGGUCUGCUGGUGCGCUAUCUCAAGGUAUUUGAGAAGAGCAACUACUCGAGUGUAAAAUGGGUGCGGUACAUGACUCGAGCUGGAAGUUAUGAGAUUAGGUUUUAACAUCUCAAGUCUGAUUUGUCUAAGCGUUUUAAUCCUGCAUAGCAUCGGCGUUAAUGUCUUCAGAUUUCAAAAGGGUGCUAGACUAACUUAGGGUUCCUCGAGCUCUUAUCCGUCGUAUUGACCGAGUCCUCCUCGACCUUCUCGAGGGCGGCAGCUUUCCUCUUGUCCAUCUUGUCACUUGCUUGACGGUUGACAAGCUCCGCAUAACGACUACUGUAUUUGAGUUCCUCCCUAUGACAUGCAAGGCCAAAAGAAAGAGAGGACGUUUCGGACCGCAGUGUCUGCCCAUGUAAUUAUACCCCAUAUUUAUGUACUUAAUAGAACAUGACCUGUUCCCACGUAUAU
Thermothelomyces thermophilus ATCC 42464 is the source of this 1659-nucleotide messenger RNA. RefSeq lists its product as uncharacterized. Gene Ontology annotation, cellular component: cytoplasmic vesicle; AP-2 adaptor complex. Gene Ontology annotation, biological process: intracellular protein transport; clathrin-dependent endocytosis. Bases 1 to 1314 code for a protein of 437 amino acids. Lineage: Eukaryota; Fungi; Ascomycota; Sordariomycetes; Sordariales; Chaetomiaceae. The transcript has 3 exons. Gene Ontology annotation, molecular function: clathrin-cargo adaptor activity. The record is from RefSeq and is a predicted model, not a curated record.